CCCAGGCCGCACUUCCUUGGAGGCCAGUGAAGGAGGCUAGGCUAGAGAGAAAAUGCCUCUAGUGAUGAUGUGUGGGCUGCCCUGCUCAGGGAAGACGAGAAGAGCUACUGAACUACUGGACUACAUCAAGGCCCACCAUGACACCGAGGUCCACCUGGUACAAGACAGUUUCCAAGUCUCAAAAAACAAUUGUUUUGCUUCUUCAAAUGAGGAAAAAAUAGUGCGAGGAGAUAUCAAAUCGAAUGCUGAGCGUCUGCUCACGAUUGAGAGUAUUGUCAUCUUGGACUCGCUAAACUACAUAAAGGGAUUUCGUUACGAGCUUUUCUGCAUAUCUAAGCAUGUGAAGACCCCUCACUGUGUUAUUGUGUGUGAGGCCCCGGUGGAAACCAUUCAAGAAUGGAACAAAACAAGAGGAGCCGAAGAAAAAUAUAGCGAUGAAAUUCUCAAAGCUUUGGUGAUGAGAUUUGAGGCUCCAGACUCUAGAAAUCGAUGGGACUGUCCAUUAUUCACUAUCUACCCUGAUGACCCUUUACCAAGUCAGCAGAUACUGGAUGCACUACUGAAACGCAAACCCCCACCUCCAAACCAAUCCACACAAUCCCAGCCUCUGUCUGCUACGGAUUUUCUUCACGAACUAGAUCGAAAGACACAAUCAAUCGUGACAAGUAUCGUUGAAGCCCAAAGAACAGCAGUGCCUGGGGACAUGGUCACAUUACCGGGGGCAAGCGAGAAGUUCUGCCUUCCCAGGAGCAUACCAAUGGCUGAGCUGAGACGUAUUCGUAGACAGUUUAUAGCUUAUACGAAACUGCACCCAGUAGAAGACAACGCACGUAUUCCUACACUGUUUGUUCAAUAUCUCAAUAAAACAAUAUAGAUCUAAUUACACUGAUCAUGAAGUUAUAUUUAAUUAUAAUAUAUACCCAAACUAUUUUUGUUGCACUAGCUGAAGUUAACAGCAUUAUUCUUUUCAAAUCACCUAUUAUUCCCAUCACAG
Halichondria panicea is the source of this 994-nucleotide messenger RNA. Its product is annotated as protein KTI12 homolog. Lineage: Eukaryota; Metazoa; Porifera; Demospongiae; Suberitida; Halichondriidae. Bases 53 to 874 code for a protein of 273 amino acids. Gene Ontology annotation, biological process: tRNA wobble uridine modification. The transcript has a single exon. The record is from RefSeq and is a predicted model, not a curated record.